AUGGAUAUCAACCGGGGCUUGGGUGCUGGCCUCAUCCGACUCGUCUUCCACGACUGCUUCGUCAGGGGUUGCGAUGGAUCCGUGUUGCUUGACAGCACGCCCAAAAACACCACCAGCAAUGAUCCCCUGACGCUCGCUGGGAAGACGGAGAAGGCGUCGCCAAGCAACGGCGGCCUGCGUGGCCUCGAGGUGAUCGACGCCAUCAGGCUCAGGCUCGCCGAAAAGGAUAUCGGUGUCAACGUCUCCUGCGCCGACGCCGUCGUGUUCGCCGCCCGCGAGGCCACCUACAUCCUGAGCAACAACACAAUCAAAUACGAAGUGGACGGGCCCGGCCGCAAGGACGGCGUCGUCUCGUCGGCAGAGGACCCGGGAAAACACCUCCCUAACCCCACCGACAACUUCCAGCAGCUCCUGCAAAGCUUCAUGGCCAAGGGCUUCAACCUGGUGGAGCUCGUCGCCCUCUCCGGCGCACACUCUGUCGGCAUCGCCAACCUAACGUCGGUCAUACACCGAUUCGGAACUCCGAUCAUCCACGGUGAGAUGAACAAAACGUACGGUGCAGUCGUUGCAGCCGAAGGGCCGAAGCACUCUGGUGUGAUAGAGAACAACGUCCGUGACUUCGACGAUUCGAGCCGUAAGCUGGCUGGUUACCAGGCCAAUGGGGUGGUGGACUUGGCGGCGGUGGGCUACCUAGACAACAGCUACUACAACGCCAACUUACAGAACAUGGUGCUCUUCAAGUCAGACUGGGAGCUGACGCAGAACGGCACCGCAGAAGAGCACAUGAAAUCGUACAAGAAGAAAGCCAGUUUGUGGAACACAGCCUUCGCCAACGCCAUGACCAAGCUCAGCAAGAUGGUCGAGUCCAAGGACCCACUUUACGAUAUACCUGGCCAAACGGGCCGGCCCGGCCCGGCACGGCCCGGCCCAUCGUAA
Messenger RNA from Triticum turgidum subsp. durum (durum wheat), 936 nucleotides. NCBI's taxonomy places the organism in Eukaryota, Viridiplantae, Streptophyta, Magnoliopsida, Poales, Poaceae. The record is from the annotation of a GenBank genome assembly.